Cryptomeria japonica (Japanese cedar) is the source of this 666-nucleotide messenger RNA. Its product is annotated as LOB domain-containing protein 29-like. Gene Ontology annotation, cellular component: nucleus. The transcript has 2 exons. The record is from RefSeq and is a predicted model, not a curated record. Lineage: Eukaryota; Viridiplantae; Streptophyta; Pinopsida; Cupressales; Cupressaceae. The coding region runs from base 1 to 666 and encodes 221 amino acids. Gene Ontology annotation, biological process: positive regulation of DNA-templated transcription; hormone-mediated signaling pathway.
AUGGCGGCAAGAGGAAGAGGAGCACCCUGCGGAGCUUGCAAGUUUCUGAGGAGAAAGUGUGUACAAGGGUGUGUGUUUGCCCCUUAUUUCUCUACAGAGCAACUGGGUGCAGCUCAUUUCGCUGCAAUUCAUAAGAUCUUUGGUGCAAGUAACUUCUCUAAGUUGCUGCAGAACAUUCCAUCGGAACAAGAAAGAUUUGAUGCAGUUGUCAGCAUAUCGUACGAGGCCCAGGCUCGCCUCCAGGAUCCAACUUAUGGCUGUGUUUCACAAAUCUUUGCUCUUCAGCAACAGGUUGCACACUUGGAAGCUGAACUGAGCAUUGCGUACUCUAGGCUUUCUGCUAGUAGCUAUGACAGGACAUCAUUGAGUCCUCCGUCUUACGCUGAACAAUCUACUUCAUCAUAUUCUAAACCCUACGAACAUUAUUAUUCUUCACGUGAACUACAGUCAAACCAACAAAGUGGAUCAGAGAAUGUUGCAUUUUAUCUCGAGGUAAAAACAGAUAAGAAUUUGUGCUUUCCCACGAACAUGGACUACUGCGAAGAUCUCUCUGUAGACAAUCAAAUGAAUGUUUUCGAAGAUGAGAUAAACUCAUUGCAGGCAAGUCAGGUAAAUGAGGGAGACCUCCACGCUUUGGCUUUUAAUAUCCUUAGAAAUAGAAGCUGA